This is a messenger RNA of Pedinophyceae sp. YPF-701, 819 nucleotides long. NCBI's taxonomy places the organism in Eukaryota, Viridiplantae, Chlorophyta, Pedinophyceae. The record is from the annotation of a GenBank genome assembly.
AUGGCUUGGCGGGUGUGCCGGGCUUCGUUCGGCCUCGCUCGCCUGCUCCGUCUGGACGGCGGGGUCCCCAUGCCGCAGAUGGCCGCCGCCGCGGCGCCCGAUGCGCUCGCGCACGGCGCGGGGCACGCGUCGGUAGCGGCGACGCGCGGCGUCACGUCGCACGUCUACGACGUGGGCAGCGCGAGCAACAUCAAGUGGCACGAGGGGAUGGUGGCGAGGAGGCACAAGGAGGCGUUGCUGGGGCAGAAGGGGGUCAUUUUGUGGUUCACGGGGCUCUCGGGGUCAGGAAAGAGCACGGUGGCGUGCACCUUGGAGCACGCGCUGCACAAACUGGGCCGACACACGGUCCUCCUGGACGGCGACAACGUGCGGCACGGGCUCAAUGCGAAUCUAGGGUUCAGCCCCGAGGAUCGCAAGGAGAACAUUCGGCGGAUCGGUGAGGUCUCGAAGCUGUUCGCGGAGUCGGGCGCCAUCACGCUGGUCUCCUUCAUCUCUCCAUACCGCGCCGACCGCGACGCCGUUCGCGCUCGCGUCCAGGCCGGGGAUUUCGUAGAGGUCUACAUGCAGACGAGCCUGCAGGUCUGCGAGCAGCGGGACCCCAAGGGGCUGUACAAGGCCGCGCGGGCGGGCAAGAUCAAGUGUUUUACCGGGAUCGACGACCCGUACGAGGAGCCCGUAGCGCCGGAGAUCGCUCUGCACGCCACCUGCGCGGACGGGGAGGCGCAGCCGCCGCAGAAGCUCGCGGCGGAGAUCCUGAAGUACCUCGAGAGCCACGGGUACCUCGAGCCUCCGGCGGAUCCCGGAUCGGAUAGCGAUUAG